This is a messenger RNA of Uncinocarpus reesii 1704, 627 nucleotides long. RefSeq lists its product as uncharacterized. The transcript is spliced from 4 exons. Bases 1 to 627 code for a protein of 208 amino acids. NCBI's taxonomy places the organism in Eukaryota, Fungi, Ascomycota, Eurotiomycetes, Onygenales, Onygenaceae. The record is from RefSeq and is a predicted model, not a curated record.
AUGCGUAACAAGAAGACAGUUUAUGGCAAUCAAUAUGGUUCUCAGUGGACGUGUUUUGCCGGAAUCAUCAAAACUGCCAUGACGGUGUACGCCUUGAAGGUGAGGGUAAAAUACCGUGGGAUUGAUUAUGGCUUAUGGGCUCUGUCUACCUCCGAGAUGACUUGCAGCUCGUAUUCCCGUCAGGGUCCGGACCGUUUUGACCUUGCGCCUUUGCCGAAGAACUACAAAUCCCCCAAAUCUACGCGACGUCCCAGCACCGUUCACACUGAACGCAACGAUUUUGAUAUAAAUCCCGGAAAUCAGCCCGGAAUUUGCAACUACAAAGUUGAAGUCACUGCCUCCACCAGACCACCCAAGAAAAUUCGAACGGGUUCAUUGGGAGCGCAUCGGCAUUCGUUUAGCAAUUUUAGCAAGGAUGAGGAAACUGGAGAUAGGAUAACGCCCCUUCCAGCAGCAUUAUUAGCGAGCUCGUGCGGUGCGAAUGAUGGGAUCUACCCGCCGUCUCCGACGAAUCGUAUUAUGAGAACAACUGACGUCUUUGUAAGUAUGCAGCAAGUGUUGGAUGAAGAAUGCCCAGAUAUGGAUGACGAGGAAGCCGAAACAAAGAGGUCGAAAUGGAAGUGUUGA